AUGGGCAAACUCAUUCGACUUGAGCUGUUCAAUUUCAAGUCCUACAAGGGGCACCAUAUCCUACUCUUCGGUGAUGCCUACUUCACGUCCAUCAUCGGGCCCAAUGGCUCCGGCAAAUCAAACUCCAUGGACGCCAUCUCUUUCGUGCUCGGAAUCAAAUCCUCUCACAUACGGUCCACUCACCUCCGAGAACUGGUCUAUCGUGGGAGAGUCUUGAAGAAGUCUACCGCGAAUGGCGAGACCCAGACAAAUGGAGCAAAUGGACAUGACGAAGAAGAUGGCAGCCAGGUCAAUGGCACACAGGAACGCAACGAUCCCAAAUCGGCCUGGGUCAUGGCAUGGAAACGUACUAUCACCAAUCAAGGUGUCUCGGAGUAUCGUAUCAACGAGCGCGUAGAGGAAAACAUUCUAAUCAAAGCCCGCAACUUUCUGGUCUUUCAGGGUGACAAGCCUCAGGAUUUGACCAGACUCAUCGAACAAGCCGAGUACGACCAACUGAAGGCAGAGCUGGACGCGGCCGCAGAGACACAAGCAUUUCAACUCCAUCGUCGUCGCGGCAUCAAUUCUGAGAUCCGACAGUACCAGGAACAGAAGAAAGAAGCAGACAAUUUCCAGAAGAAGGCGGCUGAACGAGAUCAGGCAAUAGUGACUCACUCCAGCGCCGAGAUACAAAAGCACCAAAACGAUCUGAAAGAGUUUCGUCGAGGUAUCGAGAAGUACGAGCGCAAUCUCGACGCUGCGAAGAAGGAGCACGCACAAGUGGCGCGAGCCAUCAAGGCCAAGGAGAAGGAGAUUGAAGACAAGUCCUCGUCUCUGGUACCCAUUGAUGAGCAAAUCUCCGUAUCUAACCAGCAGCUCACCAAGUAUGCCAACCGAGUGAACUCAAUAGUCAAAGAGCUCAGCCAACUCGAGAAGGAUCUAGCCACAUGGCAGAAACAAUGGGAACAAAACGCCAACCGCCUAGGUGGACAAUUGAGUGAUGCAGAUCUCCAACAAUAUACGCGUCUUCGCGAGGAGCUCAACAAACGCGCAUCGGCCGAUUUGACACCCAUCGAGGCAACUGUAGACAGCACUGAGUACAAGCUGCAAUCACUUGAGAAUGAAUACGGCGCCGUCAAUGAGCGUAGAGAUGCUCUUAAAGAGAUCGACGGAAAGAAGAAAGACUUGCAUAACGCCACCUCGAAGAGGCUACAAGCAGCCCGCACGCGAACAGAGCUCGACGAAAAGUUGGCCGAAGCGGAUGAUGGCCGUCGAACGACGGAGAAGGAGUCAAGGAUGAAGGAGACCAUUGCCAUGCUCAAGCGUACGUACCCGGGUGUCAAAGGCCGCAAGAAAUACCAGGAAGCCGUCAGCACUGUUCUGGGGCGGCACUUCGAUGCUGUUGUUCAAUGUAUUGAGUACCUGCGAGAUCACCGAUCAGGACAGGCCACAUUCAUCCCUCUUGAUACUAUACAGGGCAUGAGACCUGCAAUCGAGACGGUCGAUUACGACCAGUCAGUCGCCCGCGCCAUCUCUUAUGCCUGCGGCAACUCCAUUGACUUAUCGGUGACUUUGGACGGCAGCGUUAUUCACAAAGGUGGUCUCAUGACUGGUGGGCGUGGCAGAGAACAAAAUACUCGCAGAUGGGACGACGCUGAAGAGUUUGUCGCCUUGCCACAGGAGAGAUCGCGUACCGAGCUGAGCGGCCUUGAGAGCAGACUUCGCUACGCCAAGGAGGAACUUGACGCCCUCACCAAGAAUCUUCAGAGCAAGAAGCGAGAAAUCGACCACCGCCCAAAGAUGCAGGCUGAGCUGCGCAAAUUGGAGAAACUCGACGAAGACAUCUCAGAUUAUCAAGAGUCCGUCAACAAUGUCGAAAACGAGCAUGGGUUUGACGACAUCCGGGACUACGAAGCUCGACAAGGUUCGCUCCAGCAAGAGGCUGCACAGAAGAAGCUCGAGAUUGAAGGUCAACUCAAUGACCGACUUGCAGCCCUCCGGGAUCGAGAGCAGCGCGACAAGGAGACCAUAGAUGACCUCAACGAGCAGCGGCAGGGAAUCCAGAAUGACCUCGAUACAUUGAAAGGCGAUUUGGAUGAGCUCCACGCAGAACUGGAUCAGCAGAAAGAGAUUCUAGCCCAAGCUGCGGAAACCCUAGCAAAGCAGAAACAAGAGGUCCAAAAGCGAACCAUCAGUGCCCUAGAAGGUGAAAUGCAGCGGCACUCUUCAUCAAGAUACAGCCUCCUUCGUCGUUGCAAGAUCGAGAACAUUGCCAUUCCAUUGGAAGAAGGAUCCGCAAGCCUGGACAAUGCUGAUACCAUGGACGUGGACGAGGACGACCCAACGUCUUCGGCCCUGAAGGCAUACAAUGUUGCAGACUACGGCAUCGAACCAGAUUUUGAUGCUCUUGAUGAUGACCUGAAGGAUGAAGAUAAUGACGAUACGGAAGCCAAACUACUGGAUGAUAUCACCAAGCUGAAUGCGGCCCUGGACAAGAUGCAGCCUAAUGCCCACGCUGCGCAACGUUUGGCAACUGUCGAAGGUCGUGCCCGUGACACCGAGCAAGAAUAUGAGGAUUCACGAAACAAAUACCGCGGAACCAAAGCGCAAUUUGAGGAAACUAUGGAAAAGCGCAACGAAUUGUUCAACAAGGCCUUCUCGCAUAUUUCGGAGCAGAUCGAACCUAUCUACUCGAACCUCACGAAGUCGGAAGAGUUCCCAGCUGGUGGCCGAGCAUACCUGACCGCCGACGAAGAGGAACCGUACCUCGCUGGUGUGAAUUAUCACACCAUGCCGCCGACCAAGCGGUUUAGAGAUAUGGAACAUCUUUCCGGAGGGGAGAAGACCAUGGCUGCGUUGGCUCUUUUAUUUGCCAUCCACAGUUACCAGCCCAGUCCGUUCUUCGUGCUCGAUGAGGUGGAUGCGGCGCUGGACAAUGCAAACGUCGGCAAGCUGGUCAAUUAUGUGCGGAAUCAUGCUGGUCCUGGAAUGCAGUUCAUCGUUAUCAGUUUGAAGACAGGCUUCUUCCAGGGCAGCGAGGCGUUGGUCGGAGUGUACAGGGACCAAGGCGCGAACAGCUCCAAAGUCUUGACGCUGGAUCUGCGCAAGUACUCGUGA
Molecule: messenger RNA, 3096 nt
Organism: Exophiala viscosa
Lineage: Eukaryota; Fungi; Ascomycota; Eurotiomycetes; Chaetothyriales; Herpotrichiellaceae
Product: P-loop containing nucleoside triphosphate hydrolase protein
Exons: 28
Coding region: 1-3096 (1031 amino acids)
Biological process (GO): sister chromatid cohesion
Cellular component (GO): nucleus; chromosome; cohesin complex
Molecular function (GO): ATP binding; ATP hydrolysis activity; DNA binding
Source: RefSeq, a predicted model, not a curated record